Molecule: messenger RNA, 3623 nt
Organism: Rattus norvegicus (Norway rat)
Lineage: Eukaryota; Metazoa; Chordata; Mammalia; Rodentia; Muridae
Gene: Egr2
Product: early growth response 2
Biological process (GO): protein sumoylation
Cellular component (GO): nucleus
Source: RefSeq, a predicted model, not a curated record
GUUACCUAAAAUACUUAAACAAACAAACAGCCCAGACCUGUUCCGUUUUCACUCCUGUAUAAAUAGCACAGACUUUCCAAAAAAGCAAGACCGCAUUUACUCUUAUCACCAGACACUACUUUCCACCGUGUAAUUCAGAAAAAGGCAGUCAGCUUCCGUGAGUGCGGGUAAUUUUUUUUUUCUUCUCUCUCUCUCUCUUUUUUUCUCUGUCUUUUUUUUUUUUUCUUUUGCUUGCGGUUUUGAGCUGCCAAGAAAGUGAAGGAGGGGUUUGACUGUAGUGUCUCGGCAGCGCUCGGUUUCUUUCCGAAGUUUAAUUUUCCGGAAUGGCUCCCAAACAAGGGCUGGGGAGGCGGAGCCGCCACUACCGGAUCUUCUCCUUUUUUGGAAAGUCUCGGAGAACCGGAAUUCCUCCCCGCCCCAAGAGACAGAGCUACCAUCGCUGCCCGUGGGUUCACCCACGGCAGCCGCGUCAGGGUCGGUGAUCGCGCCUUCCCCGCGCUGAACUCUGCAGUCCGGAGUCCCCGUUGCAGGCAGGGGCCGAGAGCUCCAGACCCGGGCGGUUGUCCACCGGCAGCGAAUCGUUCCGGGCGAGCUCGGCGGAGCCCGCGCAGCCAAGCCCGUAUGCAAAUUGGCCAUGUGACCGGCAAAAGCUACCAGGCCCAGCCCUGUUCCUCAGUCCAUAUAUGGGCAGCGACGUCACGGGUUAUUGAAGACCUGCCCAUAAAUACUCCGAGCCUAACACUUUCCGUCUGAGAGAGCAGCGAUUCAUUAAUUGCUGGGCGAGGGGACACACUGACUGUUAUAAUAACACUACAUCAGCAACUCCUGGCUCCCCAACAGCCGGAUCCCAGGCAGGAGAGAGUCAGUGGCAGAUAGCCAUUUUUUUUUCUUCCUUAAGAAGCCAACAACUUGGUUGCUAGUUUUAUUUCUGUUAGAAUUUUUUUUUUGUGUGUGUGUGGAUGUGUGGUGGUGGUGGUCUUUUCUAAGUGUGGAGGGCAAAAGGAGAUACCAUCCCAGGCUCAGUCCAACCCCUCUCCAAAAACGGCUUCUCUGGCACUCCAGCUGCCUGACAGCCUCUACCCGGUGGAAGACCUCGCCGCCCCGUCGGUGACCAUCUUCCCCAAUGGUGAACUGGGAGGCCCCUUUGAUCAGAUGAACGGAGUGGCUGGAGAUGGCAUGAUCAACAUUGACAUGACCGGAGAGAAGAGGCCCUUGGAUCUCCCAUAUCCGAGUAGCUUCGCUCCCAUCUCUGCGCCUAGAAACCAGACCUUCACUUACAUGGGCAAAUUCUCCAUUGACCCUCAGUACCCUGGUGCCAGCUGCUACCCAGAAGGCAUCAUCAAUAUUGUGAGUGCGGGCAUCUUGCAAGGGGUCACCCCUCCAGCUUCAACCACAGCCUCUUCCAGCGUCACCUCUGCCUCCCCCAACCCACUGGCCACGGGACCCCUGGGUGUGUGUACCAUGUCCCAGACUCAGCCUGAACUGGACCACCUCUACUCUCCACCACCACCUCCUCCUCCUUAUUCGGGCUGUACAGGAGACCUCUACCAGGAUCCUUCAGCAUUCUUAUCGCCGCCACCCACCACUUCCACCUCCUCUCUGGCCUACCAGCCACCUCCUUCCUACCCAUCCCCCAAGCCGGCUAUGGACCCAGGUCUCAUUCCUAUGAUCCCAGACUAUCCUGGAUUUUUUCCAUCUCCGUGCCAGAGAGAUCCACAUGGCGCGGCUGGCCCUGAUCGAAAGCCGUUCCCCUGCCCUCUGGACUCCCUGCGGGUCCCCCCUCCGCUCACGCCACUCUCCACCAUCCGUAAUUUUACUCUUGGGGGGCCCAGUGCUGGCGUCACGGGACCAGGGGCAAGUGGAGGCGGUGAGGGUCCCCGACUGCCUGGCAGUGGGUCUGCAGCAGUGACUGCUACCCCCUACAAUCCGCACCACCUGCCUUUAAGGCCCAUCCUGAGACCUCGAAAGUACCCCAACAGGCCCAGCAAGACGCCAGUGCACGAAAGGCCGUACCCCUGCCCAGCAGAGGGUUGCGACAGGAGGUUCUCACGCUCUGAUGAGCUGACCAGGCACAUCCGAAUCCACACCGGUCACAAGCCCUUCCAGUGUCGGAUCUGCAUGCGAAACUUCAGCCGAAGUGACCACCUCACCACUCACAUCCGCACCCACACCGGGGAGAAGCCCUUUGCCUGUGACUAUUGUGGCCGUAAGUUUGCCCGGAGUGACGAAAGGAAGCGCCACACCAAGAUCCACCUUCGCCAGAAGGAGAGGAAGAGCAGUGCCCCCUCGUCAUCUGCAUCCGCCCAGUCUUCAGCCUCUGGUCCUGGGGGCUCGCAGGCCGGGGGCAGCCUGUGCGGUAACAGCGCCAUUGGAGGACCACUGGCCUCCUGCACCUCUCGGACCAGGACCCCGUGAGAUGAAGCUCCAGCUGACACACCAGUUUCUUCAGGCCCCAGAGGCCCUCUAUCCACUCGAGCUGCAAACACUACCGCCCUUCUGUGUUCUUCCCCGUGAUCCCGUGAACCUGUGAUCCUGGGCAAAGGACCCUAAUGGAGCCCAGCUCUGUCCCACCUUCUCACAGACGGCCUUCUGAAAACUUAGGCCAUUUUAAAGGAGUUGACUGUCACUCCAAGAAAUGGGGAGCCAGAAGAGGGCUGGGCGAGGGCCCCUGGCCUACAGGGCUGUGCUCUAACCCUGACAGAGAGAUGUUUGACUAUGGUCUGCGAGCCCUUCCCUUUGACCCUCGAUGCCAGUUGCUCUGAGACUUUUUCUACAAUAGGUUGGGAGUUGUUGAUUCCUUUGAGCAAGGACAGCGAAAAAGACUAAAUUAAAGCAAAACCGAUGUGGCACUUUAAUGGCUUGGGACGGACUUGGGGUAGGGGUGGGGGGUUGUACAGUGAGCACAGUUUAGCCCUGGCCUGGCCGCAGCACUCUGUGGCCCUAGAACAGUGAAUGGAAGUUUCUCGAGCCAUCUCAGCCCUUAAGCAAUAUGUCCUAUAAACUCAAGAGAACGAACGGAAGUGCAAUGUCGGGAAGGACAAAGCAAUAUUGGCUCCUUUUUGUUGAGAAACAAAGAUUAUUUUUCCAGUGUAUAUCCAUUUAGAUUUUUGUGUAUUUUUUUUUUUUUGAUGUGCACUGUUCUCCGAGUUCUGAACCUUUGGGAAAAAAGUGUAAAACAUUUAUGAUCUCUUGAAUCGAGUCAAAAGUUAACUUAUUUAAAGGGGGGUGUACAUAGGAUGCAUGCAGUGGUGUUGCAAGUGUCCUCUGUGCCUUGUGUGAUGUGGGCAGUGUUACAGGGUCUGCAUGUGUACAGGAUGCCUUACUAUGAAAAAAAAAUCACUCCCUGGGUUUAAGUAUGGCUGUAUAUUUCUGCCUAUUAAUAUUUGGAAUUUUUUUAGAAAGUAUAUUUUUGUAUGCUCUGUUUUGUGACUUGAAAGUGUUACCUUCGCAGUCAAAUUUCAGAUGAGAGUGUGCUUAACGUCACUGCAGCUGACUUGUUUGGUUAUUAGCUCUUAAUAGUUGUGGAAAGAUUAAACAAUCUAUUCUAACACAGAACCACUAACUGGAGUUCAGAUAUCGGACGGCUUAUGGCAAUGGUGUAAAAUAAAUACUUUUCAACAAUA